Molecule: messenger RNA, 1476 nt
Organism: Cyclocybe aegerita
Lineage: Eukaryota; Fungi; Basidiomycota; Agaricomycetes; Agaricales; Hemipholiotaceae
Source: the annotation of a GenBank genome assembly
AUGCACCCUACAAAAUCCAGCACUUGUCCCGUCCUCAGACGUCCCGCUCCGGCAUUCCCUCCAGACAUAAUUGACUUGGUCGUCGACGAACUCGCCGACAGCUCCAUUAGCUACGAGAUCCGUCAAGCUCUCAUGCAGAUUUGCACCGCAGUCUCCAGGUCGUUCCGCUACCGAGCCCGCAGGAAUCUUUUCUCUGAGCUGGAGCUCGUCGUGCCUGCCGACACGUAUGAGUACUUGCCAAUAAAGAGGUUGCGGGAACUCUUCGAUAGUGAUAACACGCUUCAAGAAUACGUUAAGAAAGUCACUCUUAUCAUCCAGCUCCCCUCGACGACCAACAAACCGCCUGCAUACGAGGCCAACAUCCCAUCAUCCUUGAGAAGCUGUACCGCCUCACCGCUUUUGGGAUACGCACAUGCUGCGCGGGAGUCAGGUCCGAGCUUGUUCCUGCGUUCGAUUGGUACAGGUGCAACGCUCGAGAUUGGACGAAGCUUUAUCGUUCACGUCGGUUACAUCGUGGAGCAGUGGACUUCGUUGAAGACCUUGAAGCUUGAUCCUGGUUGUAUUUUCGAGGACGAUGCAGAUGUACUGGACUCCAAUCAGGAUGUGGGGCAACCUGAGUCUCUGGAACUGGCUUGUCUAGGCCUCAUUGAAAGCCUGCAUUGGAUGACGGAAGAGCAGCUGAAGAUAUUUACUGCUCGUGUGAAGAGACUCUACUUUCAUGGCAUCGUGCCAUACUAUUCUUUCGACACUCUAAUGAACUUCAUUGAAACGUGCGUCGCUCUGGAGGACCUACGUGUUAUAAGGACUCCUGGUAAGUUUCGACGACAAGGAAUUGACAUCAACGUCAGCUUGGACUCAUCGGCGAAGCACCCCAUCUAUCUUUCCCCUCUCCCGAACCUUCGCACCGUGGAAAUCAUAGAACCAGGCAUAUUUCUGGAUGGGAGGCCAUCAAUUCAGGAGGCCUGCCACUAUAUGUUACCGGUUCUAUCACCCGACUCUGUAGUCGAAUCUUUGAUCCUCCAAGUCGGACUGAACUUCCUACAUGGCGUUCAAAGUGGGCUCUUCCCAGAGCACGAGAUCCUGGAUCCGACUAACUUGCAGUGGUGCGAGUUCGACCGCAGCCUCGCCCGCCUUCAUCACCUCAAGCACGUCGAAAUACGCCUCAAAUUCUGGUAUCACUACGCGCUUGGGAUCGAGGAGAGAGACGCGAUCCGGCGCGUCGUGAGGGAGCGGACGGCCGAGCGUCUCUUUCCGCUGGUAUCUGACAAGAAAGCGGCCGUGGUACGCAUAGAAAUUGAGAUGAAGGAGAGGUACCCACCUGGUCCGACACGGGAUGUGCAGGGGUAUUAUGAUGUCAUGUCGAAAUGCUUUCGACUGGGCUGGCAUUCAGACAAGACUGGGAGAGAGGAAGCCAACGACAAGAACCUGGCGAGGCAGGCGGAGCUUGUUUGGCGCCUGAGAAAUGAACGUUUAUAG